Parnassius apollo (apollo) is the source of this 1068-nucleotide messenger RNA. The record is from the annotation of a GenBank genome assembly. Lineage: Eukaryota; Metazoa; Arthropoda; Insecta; Lepidoptera; Papilionidae.
AUGAAAAGAGCGAUUGAAAAAUGGCGUGAUUCCGCCACCUUAAUAUUGGCUACCAAAGGAAAUCAAAACAUUACACCUUGCAAUGCAGACACAGAUAAUUGUAACUACGACAUCUUGUUGCAGACUCGAACGCAUAACGCGUCAUUCCCGAAUAGUGUGGUGUUCCCGGGAGGCGUUUGCGAGGCCGCCGACGAAGACGAAAGGUGGCUGAAACUUCUUAGUACAUUUGGUUUUAUCCGAAACGAUUUUGAAAGUCUACAUAACAUUGGCAGCCCUGUUACACCUUUAUUUCAAAAUAACCCCAUACAAAGGCAUAUAGCCUUGAGAAUAACUGCAAUACGUGAGACGUUUGAGGAACUAGGUCUUCUAAUUUGCAGUUCAGAGCAUAAAAAUAAAAGGAGUAAUGUAUGGGCAAAUCUGAUAUCAAAUCCUGAUCUAAAGUACUGGCAAGAAAGAGUUUCAAAUAACCCAGCAGACUUAUUAGUUCUCUGUAAAGAAUAUAAUUGCUACCCAGAUAUUUGGUCUUUGCAUUAUUGGAGCAAUUGGCUUACUCCAACAAACCUACCAAAACGGUUUGACACUGCAUUUUUUCUCGCUGCUUUAGAAAGUAAGCCUUUACAUGUAAAAAAUAAUGUUGAAGUCGUCAAUGUAAAGUGGCUAAACCCUUUACAAAUACUUGAAAAAAGCAGUAAAGGAGAUGUGCUCCUGUACCCACCCCAGGCAUAUGAAUUAAAACGUCUGUCUUACCUACCGGACAUAAAUGAACUACUAACAUUUGCAAAGAAGAGAAGUUGUCAGGGUAAUGAGUUGCUGUAUCCAGUCUUUAUCGAAGCAAAGGAUGGCAUGCUACAGUUACUUCCAGGUGAUCACUUAUACCCUUCCUCUGUAGAUUUUAAUACUAAAACUAUUCCUCAAAAAGAUAAAACUAUUUUGGAACUAAGAGGACAUAAACAACCAGUUCACAGGGUGGAACUUACACAAUCGAUGAGGAAAUUAAUAAUACAAAAUUACAAACCUAAAAACCAUAUCAACAUGAACAACAUAGUGAUGUCUUUUCCUACUAAGUAA